AUGUGUAAGCGAUUUGAAGAUGGAUUAAACAAGGAUAUAAAGCUUUUAGUUGGGAUCCUUGAGUUGAAAGAAUUCGUUGUUUUAGUUGACAGAUCACAUAAAGCCGAGGAGCUGAGUAAAGAGAAAAGACACGCUGAAUUUGAAAUUAGAGAUUCGAGUAAGAGAUUGACGGGAAAUUCAUACCAGUUAGCAUCGAAGAAAUCAAAAGAACAUCACUAUCGUUCUACUACUUCUGUGGGAUAUUCUAGUUAUGGUGAGUGUCGAGUGAAGAGCGGAGCGUGCUUCAAGUGUGGUUCUUUAGACCACUAUCUUAGAGAUUUCCCAAAGAAAUCUGAGAAAGAGAAAGCUCAGACCAUGAGACCGAGCAAUACUGCUACGAGAGGUAGAUCACCUCGUAAUCCCAAAAAUGUGAGUGGUAGUUGUGGCGUGGAAAAAGACUCUGCUAUGAGAUCCAAGGAACGAAAACUAGCUAGGGCUUAUGUUACUCGUGCUCGCGAGGAUACUUUUACUCUAGAUGUUAUUACCGGUACUUUCUCUAUUUAUGAUACUGAUGUAAUUGCUUUGAUAGAUCCAGGAUCAACCUAUUCAUAUGUUUGCACGAAUUUAGUAUCUAGUAAAAAUUUAGCUAUUGAGUCCACUGAAUUCGUGGUUAAAGUGUCAAACCCCCUAGGCCAGUAUGUGCUAGCUGAUAAAGUCUGCAAGAAUUGUCCUUUGAUGACUUGGGGUUACAGUUUUUUCUGGCUGAUUUGA
Gossypium raimondii (Peruvian cotton) is the source of this 750-nucleotide messenger RNA. RefSeq lists its product as uncharacterized. The record is from RefSeq and is a predicted model, not a curated record. The transcript is spliced from 2 exons. Lineage: Eukaryota; Viridiplantae; Streptophyta; Magnoliopsida; Malvales; Malvaceae. The coding region runs from base 1 to 750 and encodes 249 amino acids.